Penicillium longicatenatum is the source of this 849-nucleotide messenger RNA. RefSeq names its product WD40 repeat domain-containing protein. Gene Ontology annotation, molecular function: protein binding. The transcript is spliced from 2 exons. The record is from RefSeq and is a predicted model, not a curated record. NCBI's taxonomy places the organism in Eukaryota, Fungi, Ascomycota, Eurotiomycetes, Eurotiales, Aspergillaceae. The annotation marks the transcript as partial.
AUGAUAAGACAGUCCGGUGAUUCGGUCUACUCGAUCGCCUGGUCGCCAGAUAGAAGCCGACUUGCAUCAGGGUCUUAUGAUAAGACAGUCCGGGUCUGGGAUCUAACCACCGGCCAGACCGUAUCCACUCUCGAGGGGCAUGGUGACUUGGUCUUCUCAAUCGCCUGGUCGCCAGAUGGAAGCCGACUUGCAUCAGGGUCGAAUGAUAAGACAGUUCGGGUCUGGGAUCCAACCACCGACCAGACCGUAUCCACUCUCGAGGGGCAUAGUCACUCAGUCCUUUCGAUUGCCUGGUCGCCAGAUGGAAGCCAACUUGCAUCAGGAUCGUCCGAUAACACAGUUCGGAUCUGGGAUCUAACCACCGGCCAGACCGUAUCCACUCUCGAGGGGCAUGGUGAUUCUGUCUACUCGAUCGCCUGGUCGCCAGAUGGAAGCCAACUUGCAUCAGGAUCGUCCGAUAACACAGUUCGGAUCUGGGAUCCAGCGACCGGUCAGACCGUAUCCACUCUCGAGGGGCAUGGUGAUUCUAUCUACUCGAUCGCCUGGUCGCCAGAUGGAAGCCGACUUGCAUCAGGAUCGUCCGAUAACACAGUUCGGAUCUGGGAUCUAACCACCGGCCAGACCGUAUCCACUCUCGAGGGGCAUGGUGAUUCUGUCUACUCGAUCGCCUGGUCGCCAGAUGGAAGCCGACUUGCAUCAGGGUCUUAUGAUACGACAGUCCGGGUCUGGGAUCUAACCACCGGCCAGACCGUAUCCACUCUCGAGGGGCAUAGUGAUUCGGUCUACUCGAUUGCCUGGUCGCCAGAUGGAAACCGACUUGCAUCAGGGUCGGAUGAUAACACAGUCCAG